CCCAAGCGCCCACCAAUAAAGGAUAAAGGAAUCCCUCGUUCGCCUUCGCCCACCACGGGGGGAGAGAGAGAAAGGCCCGUUAGUGUCUCGCAUCUUCGCAGUUUCUCCUCUUUCCUUUGCUCCUCUUCUCUAUCGACUGAGCUCUCGGGAUUGUUCUGUUCAUGGCGGAGGAGGGGCGAGGGCAGGAAAAGGAGGACGCGGCGUCGCCGCUGUCCGUGGAACGGGUGUUCGAGAAGGAGAGGGUGCCGAAAUGGCGGGAGCAGCUUACUUUCCGGGCGUUCGCGGUGAGCUUCGUUCUGGGAGCGAUGUUCUCCGUGAUCGUGAUGAAGCUCAAUCUCACCACGGGGAUCAUCCCGUCGCUGAACGUCGCGGCGGGGCUGCUCGGCUUCUUCUUCAUCAAGACGUGGACGAAGCUGCUGGACAAGUCGGGGCUCCUCAAGCAGCCUUUCACCAGGCAGGAGAACACCGUGAUCCAGACAUGCGUCGUCGCCUGCUCCGGCAUCGCCUUCAGCGGUGGGUUCGGGAGCUACCUUUUCGGGAUGAGCAAUAUUGUUGCCUUGCAAACGCCAGAUGUCAAUGAUGCCAACAACACAAAAGAACCAAGCUUAACAUGGAUGAUUGGCUUCCUCUUUGUUGUCAGUUUCGUGGGCCUCUUCUCUGUGGUGCCACUUAGGAAGAUCAUGGUUAUCGACUACAAGCUGACGUAUCCGAGCGGCACUGCUACUGCCUAUCUGAUCAAUGGCUUCCACACUCCCCAAGGAGCCAAACUUGCGAAGAAGCAGGUCAGUGUUCUUGGAAGAUUCUUCUCUUUCAGCUUUUUGUGGGGUUUCUUCCAAUGGUUCUACACCGGUGGUGACAGUUGCGGGUUUUCAAAUUUCCCUACUUUUGGUCUCAAAGCUUAUGACAACAGAUUCUACUUUGACUUCUCCUCGACUUAUGUUGGUGCUGGGAUGAUCUGCCCAUACAUUGUCAACAUCUCUCUUCUUUUAGGUGCAAUCCUUUCAUGGGGAAUCAUGUGGCCUAUGAUUGAUAAAAAGUCAGGGGACUGGUACUCUGCCUCUCUACCUAAAAGCUCUCUCCAUGGCCUUAAUGGAUACAAGAUUUUUAUUUCGAUUGCCUUGAUCCUUGGUGAUGGUCUCUACAAUUUUGUGAGUGUCAUGAUUCGCACUGCAAUGGCAUUCCGUCAGCAAAUGAAGAAGAAAGAUGCCAUAAUCCCUGUGGCUGGUGUAGCUGCGGAAAAUGGUACCAACUUUGAUGAGGAACGUCGCAAUCAGCACUUCAUGAAAGACAGCAUUCCUUUUCUCUAUGCUGUUGGUGGCUACCUUGCUAUCGUGGUCAUUGCCACCCCUGUCCUCCCUAAAAUCUUCCCCCAGUUGAAAUGGUACUACGUCCUUGUGGCAUACAUCAUUGCACCGGUUUUGGCCUUCUGUAAUGCCUAUGGCUGUGGUCUCACCGACUGGAGUCUUGCCUCCACUUACGGGAAGCUGGCGAUUUUCAUCAUUGGUGCCUGGGCUGGAGCGCAUAACGGAGGUGUCCUUGCUGGCCUUGCUGCCUGUGGUGUGAUGAUGAGCAUAGUUUCAACUGCUUCCGACCUGAUGCAGGACUUCAAGACCGGGUACUUGACUCUGGCCUCUCCGCGGUCCAUGUUUGUGAGCCAAGUCAUUGGAACUGCCAUGGGCUGUGUGAUUGCACCAAGUGUGUUCUGGCUCUUCUACAAGGCCUUCAACGUCGGGUCUCCAGACAGCGAGUACAAAGCGCCGUAUGCAGCAAUUUACCGCAACAUAGCUCUUCUUGGAGUACAGGGCUUUGGAUCAUUGCCUAAGCAUUGCUUUGAGCUGUGCUGCGGCUUCUUUGCAGCAGCCAUCGUCAUCAAUCUGCUCAAGAACGUAAUCCUGCCCAAGAAGGUGGCAGGUUACGUGCCCAUCCCCAUGGCUAUGGCAAUCCCCUUCUACAUUGGAGGCUACUUCGCAAUCGACAUGUGCGUGGGGAGCUUGAUUCUCUAUGCAUGGGAGCGCGUCAACAAGGCAAAGGCAGAAGCAUUCGGGCCGGCUGUUGCGUCAGGGUUGAUAUGUGGAGAUGGGAUAUGGACAUUGCCUGCAUCUGUGCUGUCUUUGGCUAAAGUGAGCCCACCCAUUUGCAUGAAGUUCUUGUCUCGUUCGGUCAACCUGCAGGUAGACAAGUUAUUGGGUGGUUAAACGUCAAGAAACAAUGAGGGGGAGGUGCUGCAGGGUUCAGCUUAUUUGUACAGGUGUUCUUAGUUACGAUAUUAGUCGCUGAAUGUGAGGUUUAGGACGAUGAUUGUGAUGGUUGAAGUUCUGGACAAUGGGAUUGGUGGUCCAAAAGAUUGUUA
Nymphaea colorata (pocket water lily) is the source of this 2350-nucleotide messenger RNA. Its product is annotated as probable metal-nicotianamine transporter YSL12. Gene Ontology annotation, cellular component: membrane. The record is from RefSeq and is a predicted model, not a curated record. Lineage: Eukaryota; Viridiplantae; Streptophyta; Magnoliopsida; Nymphaeales; Nymphaeaceae. The coding region runs from base 162 to 2195 and encodes 677 amino acids. The transcript has 7 exons. Gene Ontology annotation, molecular function: oligopeptide transmembrane transporter activity.